AUGCCAAGAAUACAGGGAUUAGAAAAUCUUAAUGAUGAAAAAUCUGACUCAUCUGAUCAUGAAGAUGAUAUGAAAUAUUUUGUUGGUGGUGGUAAGAAUUCAGGACAAGCUGUAUUUGGUAAUGGUCCAAAUAAUAACAAAAAAAAUGAAGAAAAAGUGAAUGCAUUGUUUGAACAGGCAAGAAAAGCUGGUGCUGAAAUUUUGUCAUCUGAAGAACUUGAAGAUAGUAACAAACAGGGUUCAUCUAGAGAUUUUUCAUCCACAACCGGUUAUAGAUUAGGAGGCUUAUACAGUUCACCUAGUGUUGUAAAACCAACUGAAUCAGAUGCACAAGGUAACAAUCCUUUGAUUAUUGAUAUUAAUGUUUGGACUAACGGUUUUUCAAUUGGUGAUGAUGGUUUAUUGAGAAGUUUUGAUGAUCCUGAAAACCAAGAAUUUUGGAAUGCAAUUAUGCAUGGUCAGAUACCUUCAGAGAUUAUAAAAAAUAACACACCUGGAAGAGAAAUUGAUGUAAGACUUCAUCGUCGUACUGAAGAAUAUAAACCACCUAAGAAGGCUUUUGCUGGUUCUGGAUAUCGUCUUGGAGAAAAAGUCAGUCCAAUAGAUUGUGAAAAUGCAAAUGACGAUGUCGCUAAAAAGGCAAAUGCUGAACCUGCACUUUUAUUAGCUGCUCAAAAAGAAAUCAAAUUAAAAGAUGGUGAAAAAGUUGGUAGAGUUGGUAUUCGCCUUCCAUGUGGACAAUUAAUAAAAGCAGAAGUUAAUGCUUCUCAUACAAUUGGUGAUCUUCGUGAUUUUGUCAUUAGAGCAGUACCAAGUUUAAGUUUUUCUUCAUGGAGAUUUAUAACAAAUGUACCAAAACGUUCAUUUGAUGAUGAAACUCAAACAUUGGAUGAAGCUAAGAUAUUUUCUGGAAUGAUAAUGGUGAAAUUUGACUAA
Molecule: messenger RNA, 936 nt
Organism: Strongyloides ratti
Lineage: Eukaryota; Metazoa; Nematoda; Chromadorea; Rhabditida; Strongyloididae
Product: UBX domain and SEP domain-containing protein
Exons: 1
Coding region: 1-936 (311 amino acids)
Biological process (GO): proteasome-mediated ubiquitin-dependent protein catabolic process; membrane fusion; autophagosome assembly
Cellular component (GO): cytosol; nucleus
Molecular function (GO): ubiquitin binding
Source: RefSeq, a predicted model, not a curated record